GCGCUGCACGCGAUCCGACUUGCCACGUGGACGUCAAGAAGAUGGACACGUUUUCGGUCCGACUUGCCACGUGGCCGCAGGAGAGCGAUCCUCUUCGACGAGUGCGCACUGAGGUCUUCGUCGUCGAACAGAAUGUGGCGCCUGACGAAGAAUGGGAUGGGGUCGAUGAGAGGUGCGUGCACGUGCUGGCCUGCGAUGGUCUCGACCGUCCGAUCGGGACAGGCCGUCUGUUGCCGGACGGCAAGAUCGGCCGCAUGGCCGUGGUGAAGUCAUGGCGGGGUCGGGGCGUCGGGAGCGGGAUCUUGCAGCUGCUGAUGAACGAGGCGCGGACACGUGGCCACAAGGAAGUCGAGGUCGCGGCGCAGACGCAAGCCAUUCCCUUCUACGAGAAAUUCGGUUUCAUUGCUUACGGGGAGGAAUUUCUCGACGCGAACAUGCCGCAUUGCUGGAUGAGCGCGGAUCUCGAUCCCGACCGGGUCGUCGAGACGGAAAAGAAGAAAAAAGCCCACGUGGCUUCGGCGAUGGCGGAAGUCGGGACGGAAGCUGUCAUUACCUCUUAACAGAUCCUACCUUGUCCCUUCCCAGUAUAUAUGUAUUCCUCUUCUCUCUCUCUGCCUACGGUUUUACCGGGCAGU
Molecule: messenger RNA, 635 nt
Organism: Chara braunii
Lineage: Eukaryota; Viridiplantae; Streptophyta; Charophyceae; Charales; Characeae
Source: the annotation of a GenBank genome assembly